Juglans regia (Persian walnut) is the source of this 2326-nucleotide messenger RNA. RefSeq lists its product as uncharacterized. The record is from RefSeq and is a predicted model, not a curated record. Gene Ontology annotation, biological process: protein transport. The coding region runs from base 136 to 2070 and encodes 644 amino acids. The transcript is spliced from 6 exons. Lineage: Eukaryota; Viridiplantae; Streptophyta; Magnoliopsida; Fagales; Juglandaceae.
AACUGUCCCAUAUUAUGAGAGCAACAUGGCCUAGUUCAGUUACCUCCAUGACUACCACAGAGCAUUUCUCUUUCACUCUCCUUCACACCGACUUCUGCCUGUAAUCUGCCGGAGGCCUGGCAUGAUUAUUCCGACAUGUUUGACAUUCUCUUUGGAUGGAACAAAGCUUCUAAAUGCAAGAAGUUGGUGAAACGCGUCCAGUGCCGUCUUAAGAUUCUGAAAAAAAGGAGAUGCUCAAUUGUGAGGCAUUUACGCGAGGACAUUGCUCAGCUUCUCAAGAACGGCCAAGACGAAAGUGCUUUUGCCCGGGUUGAACAACUUUUUAAGGACGAGAGCUUAUUGGCUGCAUAUGAUCUGUUGGAACACUUCUGUGGAUUCAUCAUCAUCCACUUACCCUACAUUCGCAGGCACAAGGAUUGUCCUAAUGAUGAUGUUAAGGAAGCGGUUUCAACUUUGGUAUUCGCCGCCGCAUGGUUUGGCGAUCUGCCCGAACUACAAACAAUUCGGAAAUUGUUUGGAGAGCGUUAUGGACACAUAUUCACAAAGCCUUCUGUAGACUUGUAUCCUGGAAGUCUUGUGAAUCAAGAGAUAAGGAAGAAACUCUGCAUAAGCUCCAUUCCACAUGAAGUGAAACUAAGAUUGAUAAAUGAAAUAGCUAUCGAGUACAGCCUCCAUCUGGGGCAACUUGGGUAUGGUAAUAAUCACAAACAGCAUGUCAUGCAGUUGUCAGGGAAAAACGAUUGCGAAUGGGAAGGAUUUGGUUUUGAGGGAGAGACUGGAGAGAUCCAGGUCAAUGAUAACACUGCAAGUGGAGUCCAUGCGUUAGUUUCAUAUGCUAACGAUGUCCCAACUGAUACAUCUUCCAGGAAAAAUCCUGAAUGCGUAUAUGAACCUAAACUUUUCCCAAGUAACGUAUCUUGCCAGAGAAGUGUUGAAAGUUUGAGCUCGGAAGCGCUUUCUUCAGCUUCUUUUGAUAACAGGGUAAAAACAGGACAAACAGCUACAUCAUCCGAGAUUUCGUUUCAGUUUCACAGGAGAAGUAUUGUUUACCUGGAUGAAAUACAGGAGUUUCAGUUUGGUGUACAAGAUGACAUUGGCGAGGACAAAAGAAUAUUUAUGUUCAACCCAACUAUCCUCCCACGUAAAGGCAAUAACGGUGUACACAGAGCAGACUCGUUUGUUUCGUAUCAGCCGGAAAGUUGUGAAUCUGUCACUACAAUACCUGAAACACAGCACAAGAGAGCAUGCCUAGGGGAUCAUUUCAAAAGGGUGAAAACAAGUUGGAAACGGUGGAAAAGGAGAUCUGAUUUUAAGAAGAGUCAUUCAGACCAAUCUUGUCCGUCACCAGCAAUGAUCAGGAAUCACGAUGCACGAGAUCAACUUUCUUAUGGAUCAACGUGCAAAUUUUCAAGUAAAAAGUGCCUGUAUCAUCGAUUCUUCCAGCAGAAUAAGCACUGGAGAAAGAUGCCAGCCCAAGAAGCCAGGAGCUCUUCAUACAAAUUUCAUGAGAAGAGCUUGUCUCAUCAGCAACUGGAAGUGCAUGGGAAAUGCAUGCACAAUCAUAGGAGCUCAAACUGCAUUAUCAAGGACAAAUUUGACUGGGAAAGUUUAUCUUGGAGGCAAAAGAGGGGCAUGGCUGCAUUAGCAGGUUUCUCUAUUCAUCAUUUUAGUCUACAAAAGUGUCCACAGGUUUGGAAUUCUCCUCCUAAGAACCCCAGGGGAAAAAACAGUAAAAUGGCAUCUCAGGCUGACCCUAUUAAUAAGAAAAGCAAUCAAUUGGGAGGAGCAGAAGUACCAGAUUGUCUAACCGGCGGCGGUGCCUCGUCCCAAGAAUCUUGCUCGAAGGCAUCUAAUCGUUAUGCGGAGACGGAAAGAUUUGCACGUACUCCUUGUUCUGGGACCAUGACAAUCUCCCCUGAAAGACCGAAGAGCACCACCUCAUCUCGUAGCCAUGUGCACCCUAAGCUACCAGACUAUGACGAAUUGGAAGCCAAAUUCAGGGCUCUCAAACAAGACUAUCUGCAAAGAACUUCUGCAAUUACUUCAGGCUUAAACAUUGCAUUGGCCUAGCUGUCACCAAAUAUUGAAACACUGCAACUAGUCUUCAUUUCUGUUCUUUUAUUUCCUUUUUUAUUCUCUAAGCUGAUCGGAUGCAACGUACGUUCAAACAUGCUUCAAGAAACUUCUUUUUUUUUUUCGUAGAAGGUUGUCUUUUCACUGUAAAAUCCAAUUGAAGGUGGUCAACUGUUUGUCUAGGUUGAAGAAAAUUAUAAACUCAACCUUAUCAAUUGGAAGUAGAAUAUAUAAACAUAUUAUUUAUUAUAAA